AUGGGUCAGGCCGCUGGUGCCGCCGGUGGGAUGCCGCCGCGGCAACCGCAGAAGCAGGAUGUGGCAGGCCUUGUCGCAGGUGUCGAUCCCCAAUUUGUGCUGAUGCGCGACAUGAUCCGACAGAAGUUAAUCGAGUGUAUACGAAUGAAACCAACGACGGAUGAAUGGCAGCGCCAGGUGCCAGAGGUCGCGAGCAGGCUCGAGGAAAUCUUGUUUAGGAAACACCCAAACAAGACGGAGUACUACAAUAUGGCAAAGGGGCCAAUUCAGCCGCACAUGUACUUUGCUCUCCGGUUCUUGGCUGCUCAUAAGUACCAACAACAGCAACAAAGCCAACAAUCCUCAGGACAACUAGCAUCUUCACCUGGCUGUAUCACCCAAGGUGCAAGUGGAACUUCUAGAAUGUCUUAUGUAACACACAACAUGGGUCCUUCUUCUAGUGCAGGCUUGGUUCCACAGAGUGCCAUCAUGGGUACCUCGCUGCCAGGGGAAGCUCCUCAUGAGCAUGUGAACACCAUACUGUCUCUGGGGAUAAACCCUAUACAACAUGAUUGGUCUACAGAGUCCAAUAACAACAACCUCAUUCAUUUAACACUACAGCCCAAGGUGAUAGAGGCACACCUGGCGCCUCCUAUAAAGGAUCUCCCAAGGGAACCGAAGUUCAGCUGCCCAGUCUGCAAGAACGAGCUGGUCGAUGCAUCAUCAACUAUCUGUGGCCACAUCUUCUGCCAGAAGUGCAUCGAGGCCUCCAUCCAGGCACAGAAGAAGUGUCCUACCUGCCGUAGGAAGCUGACCAUGAGAAGUUUCCACCGCAUUUACCUCCCAACAAUGGACUGA
Molecule: messenger RNA, 837 nt
Organism: Triticum aestivum (bread wheat)
Lineage: Eukaryota; Viridiplantae; Streptophyta; Magnoliopsida; Poales; Poaceae
Product: probable histone acetyltransferase HAC-like 1
Exons: 5
Coding region: 1-837 (278 amino acids)
Biological process (GO): ubiquitin-dependent protein catabolic process
Cellular component (GO): SUMO-targeted ubiquitin ligase complex
Molecular function (GO): ubiquitin protein ligase activity; SUMO binding; SUMO-ubiquitin ligase activity
Source: RefSeq, a predicted model, not a curated record